Lutzomyia longipalpis is the source of this 1603-nucleotide messenger RNA. Its product is annotated as stAR-related lipid transfer protein 7, mitochondrial-like. The record is from RefSeq and is a predicted model, not a curated record. The coding region runs from base 92 to 1363 and encodes 423 amino acids. Gene Ontology annotation, molecular function: lipid binding. The transcript is spliced from 3 exons. NCBI's taxonomy places the organism in Eukaryota, Metazoa, Arthropoda, Insecta, Diptera, Psychodidae.
UGAUAAAAUAAGACAUUCGUGCGUGCUGGUUAGGUCAGCUGAGUUGCAGCAACUUUCAAAAUAUUUUGAAGGAGAAUUUUUUCUUGUGAGCAUGAAGUCCUUUCCGCGGCGUGUCUUCCUCCUGCGGGUUCACCGUUACUUUGUGGAUCACCUGAAAAAUCGCUCAGACAGCAUUUUGAGGUUAUGGAUGGAUCAGUGCGAGUACAUUGUGAGCCAGAGGAUUCGCCGGGGGCAGCAAAUGCUAUCGCUGUACACAAAGAUCUGUGCCGAAGAGGAGAUCCGGGAGCUCCUUGGGCGCCUCCGACGUCAUGUGCAGCGUCACGCGAAAGGUAUCAUGCUGAGCGCUGUGGCGUUCACAUUCAACUGGAAUGACGAACGGAUCACCCUUGAAUCCGUCCGGGAGCACUUUGAGGAGAUUAAUUUCGUGGAGAAGCUCAAGGAGAGCACCCUCGUGUGCCGGAAGUGCUUCAAGAGGCGCAUAAUUGACAAGAAAAUCGAUGGGAUUGAGUACUGUGUGUGCACGGAUGCCCACAAACGCUGCCCCAGCGACUGGGAGCCCUACCUUGAGCGGCAGGACCUGAUUAUUUGGCGCCAAAUGCAACCAUGUGGGAAAUUCGUCUACAAAGUCUACGGCGAAUACACCGAUGUGUCCGCACAGGACUUCCUGCAUGUCCAGACGGAUCUUGAGUAUCGCCGUGAGUGGGAUUCCACGGCUAUUGCGCUCGAAUUAAUUGACACGGACACCUCGCCGGGAUCCAAUAGCCACGUUAUCUACUGGGAGAUGCUCUGGCCGAAACUCUUUGCCAAUCGUGACUACGUGUACAAUCGACGGACUUUCGUGGAUAGGAAGCGUCAAGUGAUUGUAAUUGCAAAUAGGAGUACACAUCAUCCCAGAUGCCCGGUGAAGCCGCCGAAUCAGCGUGUAUCGGACUACUGGAGCUACAUGGUGAUAAAGCCGAGUAAGUCAUUCAAGAGUACGGGAUUGCGGUUUGUUUUAACGUAUUUCGAUGAUCCGGGCAUUGUGAUUCCGCCUGCGGUCACCUCGUGGGUGGCACGUAAGCAAAUGCCGGAAUUCCUCAAUCGUUUGCACGCUGCAACGCUAAAGUACGCCCAGAUGCGGCACGAUGAGGAGGUGGAAGCCCUCAAUCGUGUGUAUGCGCAUGAAAAUCUCCCAGAUCCGGGCUAUGAGUACCCUCCGGAUCCGGAGGUGGCCACAGACGAUAAACCCACGUCGUCAUCUAGCUCCGGGGGUGAUCGUAUCCUUGAAGAGGUGGUGGAUGCCCAAGAAGAAGAGGAGGAGGCGAGUGAUUCAAAAAAUAAAUCCUGGUGGAGAUUCUUCCAUCCAUACUACUAUUUUGCGUGAGAUGAAGGAUAAAGAAGAGAAGAAGAAGAAAAAAAAACUAGUCUAACGCAGGUCGUGCUCUCCUCCAAAUUAUAAAAAAGGAAAAAAAUCAAUGCAUUUUAGUAGUUCGAUUGUAGCUGCAAGAUUUUUAGCAUCAAGAUUAGUGUGUUGUUUGUUCUUUAACCUCAAGCAAAGAGUUUACAAAAAGAAAAUUCAUUCGACUGAUGGGAAUAAAAACGACAUUUUAUCGUUUAAAAUUGA